Molecule: messenger RNA, 657 nt
Organism: Fusarium tjaetaba
Lineage: Eukaryota; Fungi; Ascomycota; Sordariomycetes; Hypocreales; Nectriaceae
Product: prefoldin subunit 3
Exons: 5
Coding region: 1-657 (218 amino acids)
Biological process (GO): protein folding; tubulin complex assembly; microtubule-based process
Cellular component (GO): cytoplasm; prefoldin complex
Molecular function (GO): tubulin binding
Source: RefSeq, a predicted model, not a curated record
AUGGCGUCAAAAGGAAAAGAGGCAGCGCAAAGUAAAGAUGCUACGCCAACAAACCCACGGGGCAUCCCCUAUGCUCCGUUCGUCGACAAGGUCGAGGACUAUGUGUCUACCCGUGACGACGUCGAACCCACUCUACGAAGCUUCCAAGAAAUGAUAUCGAAAUACCAAUUCAUGGAGAUGAACCUACAGAAGCGAAUGGGUGGCCUCAAGGAGAAGAUCCCGGAUAUCCAGAAGACUCUUGACUCGGUCAAGUUUUUGAAAUUAAGAAAGGAUGACGACGAGGCGAUAGAUACGACGUUCGAACUGAACGACACUCUGUACUCGAAGGCGAAGAUUCCGGCGACAGAGGAGGUCUACAUCUGGCUAGGAGUAACGUCCCCUUAUCGCCAAAUUUGGCAGCAGGAAGCUGACAUUCUACAGGCGAAUGUGAUGCUCUCGUACCCCAUAGACGAGGCAGAGACACUAUUGAGCUCCAAGUUAUCCACGGCAAAGACCAGCUUGUCUAAUUGCGAAGAAGACUUGGAUUUUCUCCGCGAACAAAUUACGACAAUGGAGGUCGCUAUAGCAAGAGUUUACAACUGGGAGGUUGUGCAGAAGCGAAAGGACAAGGUCGAGGAGGAGGCAGAGAAGAAGAAAGGGAAGUCCCAAGGCGAAUAA